CGGAGUACGUUUGUUGGUGCGGUGUUUUCGGCAGCUCCGAGUUGGAAUUCAUUUUUACAGUCGCAGGAAGGGCAUUAAAAACCACAAUUUUUCUCUGUGAUUUUUGUCGGCUAAUUAGCAAAAAUAACAUUCGUGAGUUAAGCAGUGCGAAUGCCAUCCAUUAUCUAAAAGGCUACUCAAAGAUACGAAUGCACACAAGAAAGAUACAAAUAGAAGAAAUAUCUAAGCAGAAGAAAAUUCAGUUUGUCGUUGGUAAAGUGAAGAGAAGUGAAGAGGAAGUAGUGGUGACCUGUGCGCGUGUAGUUGUGCUUUCUACUUGCGUGUGUACCGUUCCGUGAGUGCGUCUGUCAGUGUGUUCGUGUUUGUGUUUCCCUCCCCAUUUCGCAGGCGCAAGUGCGAAGAGCAUAGCAUUAGCUCGCUAUGGGUAAACAAAAAAUCUACUGUGCGAAAUGCACUAAAAAGUGUUCCGGCGAGGUGCUGCGUGUUGCCGACAAUCACUUCCACAAGGCCUGUUUUCAGUGCUGCCAGUGCAAGAAAUCGCUAGCCACCGGCGGAUUCUUUACAAAGGAUGGGGCCUACUACUGCAUACCGGACUAUCAGCGGCUCUACGGCACCAAGUGCGCCACAUGUCAGCAGUAUGUGGAGGGCGAGGUGGUCUCCACCAUGGGCCAGACUUAUCAUCAGAAGUGUUUCACGUGCUCCAAGUGCCAGCAGCCAUUUAAGUCUGGCAGCAAGGUCACCAACACCGGCAAGGAGGUGCUAUGUGAGCAGUGCGUGUCGGGAGCGCCCGUUUCGCCGGCACGCCAGCAGGCGGUGAAUUCUGUAAACCAGGCCGCGUCACCGGUGCCUCUGGCGGAGAGUCCCACACGUGCAACGGCACACCAGCAGCUAACGAGCGGCGUCCUUUCGCACAAGGCCCACCUGAAGGAGGACUAUGAUCCGAACGACUGUGCUGGCUGUGGGGAGCUGCUGAAGGAGGGCCAGGCGUUGGUUGCCCUCGACAGGCAGUGGCAUGUGUGGUGCUUCCGGUGCAAGGCCUGCAAUGCGGUGCUCAAUGGCGAGUACAUGGGCAAGGACGGUGUGCCUUACUGUGAGAAGUGCUACCAGAAGGGCUUUGGCGUUAAGUGCGCCUAUUGUAAUCGCUUCAUUAGCGGGAAGGUGCUGCAGGCGGGCGACAACCAUCACUUCCAUCCAACCUGUGCGCGCUGUACCAAGUGCGGUGAUCCGUUUGGCGAUGGCGAGGAAAUGUACCUGCAAGGCAGCGCUAUUUGGCAUCCGCGCUGCGGUCCAGGCCCCUCCGAAUCGGGCCUCAUACUCAAUGGCGGUGCGGGCGCUGGCACCACCUCCGUCGCUGGUGGCGCCUCCAAUGGCAAUUUUACAGACACCGAAUGCGAUCGCAUCAGCUCGAGCGCAUUAAGCGAAAUGUACAUCCGAUCCAGAACACCGAGCUUUAAUGGUUCACUUUAUUCCUCUAGCCGCAAGCACUAUCGCACCGUCAGUCCGGGCCUGAUAUUGCGCGAAUACGGACGACCUAUUGGUGAGGACAUUUCUAGGAUAUAUACCUACAGCUAUCUGACAGAUGCGCCUCACUACUUGCGCAAGCCCAUCGAUCCGUACGACAAGACGCCGCUGUCGCCGCAUUUCCAUAGGCCCGCAUCCUAUGCGACAACGAGCAAUGCCGGCUCGGUGGCAGGAAGUCGGCCUCCGUCGCGUCCCCAUUCGCGCACGCGCAGCGCCAUGAAGGUACUCGUCGACGCCAUACGCUCGGAAACGCCACGACCCAAGAGUCCGGGCAUGAACAACGAGGAACCCAUUGAGUUAUCCCACUAUCCGGCUGCCAAGAAACCGCCACCUGGCGAGCAACCCAAAAUCGAACGAGACGAUUUUCCAGCACCGCCUUAUCCCUACACAGAUCCGGAGCGUCGACGACGCUACAGCGACACAUACAAAGGCGUACCGGUAUCGGAUGAUGACGACGAGGGCGGUGACGGCGAUCAUGCCAAUGGCAAGGCCAAGAAUGGCGAGGUCCAGACACGUUUGCAUCGCGAGGCCGAGCAGCUGGAGAAACUGAAUUCGGGCAUAGGUUCGGUCAUAGCCAAGGACUUGAAGGAGCACGCCAAGUAUAGGAAAUGGAAGCAAAACAAUCUAGAUCCGCGCAAUGCAUCGCGCACGCCGUCAGCCUCAAAGGAGCCCGUAUAUAAGCUGAGGUACGAAUCACCCAUUGGCGCCUCGCCGUCACGAAAUCUGGACCAUCAGAAGCCAUUCUACGAGGAUGAAAUGUUCGAUCGUUCGACGAGCUAUCGGGGCUCGCUGGGCAAAUCGCUGGGCAAUGCACCCAGCUAUAAUGCCAUACAUUCCUAUCGCUCGCCGCCCAAGCCCGGAUAUGGAUUCAAAACGACAGCGACCUUGCCGGCCUAUAUACGUAACGGCUAUAGCUCUGACUUCUCAUAUGGAGGUCUGGGCGACAAAACGCACAGCACAGAUCUGAGCUGCGGAAAAUCAGAGGCUUCGGUUGAUUCAAUUACCGAGGGAGACAGACGCGCAUUGAUGGGCGGUGAUUUACCCGCAUCGAGCACAUACUCGGGUGCUCUAUCCUACCACUAUCCACAGGCCGGACUCAUACGACGCAGCUUGCCGAAUAUGGCACACUCUAUGUUGGUGCACGAGCCGGCCAAAAUCUAUCCCUAUCACUUGUUGAUAAUCACAAACUAUCGUCUGCCAUCGGAUGUUGAUCGCUGUAACUUAGAGCGUCAUUUGUCGGAUAUUGAAUUCGAGCAUGUGUUGCAAUGUGCACGGUCCGAGUUCUAUCGGCUGCCCCAGUGGAGACGCAACGAAUUGAAACGACGCGUAAAGCUGUUCUAAGUGGCUGCCACAGCUGCUUUCGCCGAAACCAAAUUUAAAAAUUUACCUAUACACAGUGAAGUUCAUCACUUUUAAAAAGCAACAGCAAGGGCAUUAAAUGAGGAUAGUGGAGAAGAAAAACAACAAAAACUGCUAAGCUAAUUUCACAGCCAGUUUUGAAACACGCUUUAAAUAGAGUUGUUGCGGGUAUAAAACUAACUAAAAAAACAUACUUACAAAAAGGAAACAUAAAUAAAUAGUUACAGUAUGGAGCCAAUACUGCCUGUCGGCUCUAGUUUAUUUUUUUAAGCAUUAGUUGUGCGCGCUUAUAAAAAAUUGUAACGCCAAACAAAAAAGAAAAUCCAAAAAACAAAGUACGAAAAGAGUAUACAAAAUUUAAUAUAAUUGAUCAGUCAAAUGUUUACUUCAAGCGCUAUGUCUGGCAUAAUAACAGCUUUUUAUACACACACGAUAAAAAUGAAAAGCGAUGCAUGAGCCCAUGUAUUGUAUAUUUACGUAAUUUUGCUACUUUACACAUUGACGUUUUGGAUUUGUUUGCAAAGCUAUUUUUUUAAUUAUUUACGUUUACAAUUGUAGCUGCAUAUACAGAAAACAUACAUAAGCUAAAACAAAUGGCAAACAAAUGCAUCAAAGAAAUAAAUGUACCUACGAAUUGAAGUCAGCAAAUUCAAAACAAAUAAAUUAUAAUAACAGCUA
This is a messenger RNA of Scaptodrosophila lebanonensis, 3558 nucleotides long. RefSeq names its product actin-binding LIM protein 3 (gene Unc-115a). Bases 421 to 2862 code for a protein of 813 amino acids. Gene Ontology annotation, biological process: lamellipodium assembly; cytoskeleton organization. NCBI's taxonomy places the organism in Eukaryota, Metazoa, Arthropoda, Insecta, Diptera, Drosophilidae. Gene Ontology annotation, cellular component: actin cytoskeleton. Gene Ontology annotation, molecular function: actin filament binding. The record is from RefSeq and is a predicted model, not a curated record. The transcript has 12 exons.